GGUGAAGUUGUCUGGAUCAAUUAGCAGUCCAAACUUGACUGCAUUGCUCAUGGCAGCUCCUUUGGCCCUUGGUGAUGUUGAAAUUGAGAUUAUCGAUAAACUGAUUUCUGUUCCCUACAUUGAUAUGACUUUGAAACUGAUGGAGCGCUUUAGAGUCCAUGUGGAGCACAGUGGUAACUGGGAUAGGUUCUUGGUCCACGGAGGUCAAAAGUACAAGUCUCCUGGGAAUGCUUUUGUUGAAGGCGAUGCUUCUAGUGCCAGCUACUUCCUCGCAGGUGCAGCUGUUACUGGUGGGACUAUCACAGUUGUAGGCUGCGCCACAAGUAGUUUUCAGAAUCAUCCUGCUGUUGUUGUGCCUAGGCUUUCUGAUGGUUUGAAUUUGCUUAGCCCAGAUUGA
This is a messenger RNA of Arachis duranensis, 397 nucleotides long. RefSeq names its product 3-phosphoshikimate 1-carboxyvinyltransferase 2-like. The record is from RefSeq and is a predicted model, not a curated record. Gene Ontology annotation, biological process: chorismate biosynthetic process. Gene Ontology annotation, molecular function: 3-phosphoshikimate 1-carboxyvinyltransferase activity. The transcript is spliced from 4 exons. Bases 50 to 397 code for a protein of 115 amino acids. NCBI's taxonomy places the organism in Eukaryota, Viridiplantae, Streptophyta, Magnoliopsida, Fabales, Fabaceae.